Amoebophrya sp. A120 is the source of this 922-nucleotide messenger RNA. The record is from the annotation of a GenBank genome assembly. Lineage: Eukaryota; Dinophyceae; Syndiniales; Amoebophryaceae.
UGAGUGUUUCGCCUUGGCGAGAUUCCGGGCGGGCACCUCCGUAGCACAAUCUGCGAAAAUGCUGGCGCAGAGCAUCAACGCCGCAAGCGGUGGGGGUGAGAUGUGGGCCGCCUAUGGCAGCGGCGCGCGCCCCGUUUUGUGUGGGGCCCUCUUGGCAGUUGGACGCAGUGCAGCCGUUUGGCCCGUGGCGUGCGUGCAGUGCGCGAGCUCCGAGCGGUGUCGCAUGCGACAGAAAGUGCUCAUCUUUGGAGACGAUGCCGCGGGCGCGGCGGGCGCGGGAUAACAUUAUCGGGGAGCCGCGUCGUUCAUGGCCCGAACUAGAAAGGACGUACGAACCCGCGCCGGUGCUGCGUUGCCUGCUGCCUUUUUUGCAAUCUGCUACGGGCCGCCGCCGCCGGCCUCCCGCGCCGGCAGGCUGGACGCUGGGCCCGCGGACGCGCCCCCCCUGUAUGGUCGUCCGGGGUAGGGCGCCGCUCGCGCAAAUGUGGGGGGCUUGGGGGCCGGCGGGCCGCCCGUCCGCGCCCUCUUCUCCACGUGCCGCGGCGGCUCCCUUUGUUUGUCAGACGGCGGUCGGCAAGAUUAGUGGCGCGCGCUCGCAUGCCAAUGAAUGGGUGUGGUGGAAAGCCUUGCACAUUGGCGGCUGCGUGGAUGUUGUAAGGAGCCUGGGUCGUUUCUUGACCGACUUCGCCUGCGCCCUACCAGCGCACACUCACAGCAAGGAAGUGAUGCGCGGCUGGGGUUGCGGCUCGACGCCGGUGCCUGAGUUUCAGACAGACCGACGAGCGGUGGUCUGUAUUGCAUCCGGCGUUGCUCUGGAUCGUGACUCAGCAGUAUGGCCGUAGUAGCUGGAGAAGGAGAUGAGGCCACAGCUCCUCGUUUCUGUUGCCUUGCUGCGUAUUAAAACACUCACGCACGAUGGUCU